UUCUGCUUCAUGGUGUUGCUCUUCUGAAGUACCGUGUGACUGACACGAAAGGAAACGGCUGUCUUUGUCUUUACAUAUCAGACGUCACUCUGUGAAAGAGCAGGGCAAACGUUUGGGUGGAAAGGAAAGAAGGAAGAGAAAAAAAAAGAAGGGAGGGAUUUGGUUUGUCACCCUUUUUUUUUUAUAAAAAGGGCGUCAAUGAUUCACGGUUGGCUUGUUCUAGUCAUCAAACCCAGAACUUGUGGGGUUUUGAGGAGUAAGAAACAGGAGUUGUAGAGAACAGAAACGUUGACGUCCCAGCUUCUGUUCAGAAGGGUUGAGAUGAACCCGUGAAACAGUUGACAGAUUAAGGAGUUGUCAGAACUGCAGAGAUGAUGAGGCCCAAUCCUUGGAUUUUGAUCAUGACUAUCCUGCUUUCUGUGGCGUGGAGCCUGGAGCGAGGAACUAAUGAAAACCCCUCUGUGAACCCAACCAAAACCCCUCAGCCAUCUAAGUAUUAUGCAAACAAAAGUAAAGUUUUCAAUAACGGGAGCAAUGUUAAUCUAACGUGCAGUGAUAAGACGUGGAAUGAAGUACUUCAUGUCAUCUGGAAUAUAUACUUUCGAGAUCACUCCUGCAAGAUAACCUUCAGCAGUUCAGGUGAAGCUGGUGAGAACUCCUGCAGAGAUGGCAUGUCUCUCCGGAACACUUCCAGCGCUCAGUCGUACCUGUACAUCCCAAACUUUUCCACUGACGAUGUGGGAAUGUAUGAGUGCGAAUCCGUUUACAGGGGUGGAAGGGAAAAUUACAACAUCAAUGUGUCAAUCACAGUUGCUCCCAAAAUAUCGGCCUGGCUUGAGUACGACGGCAGCAAAACGGUGGCGGUCUGCAGAGCCGAGCAGGGAAACCCCGCCGCCAACAUCAGCUGGAGUCCUGCAGAAAACAAAUCUGUGAUGAGCAUGAACCCGUCCGAUGGGUUUUUUAACGUUGAGAGUCGUCUUUCUGAAGAGGAAUUUCCAGAAAACUUGACCUGUAUUAUCAGUCAUCAGCUGUGGAAUCAGGACAAGACUUUGGUACCAGACAGGAGCAAAAUGAAGGCUGCAGCAAAAGCUCAUUUGGCCUUGACAUGUACGGGAGCUGUUGGGGUCGCACUUGUAAUUUUGGGAGGAUUAGUAUAUUUUGCACUAAAGAAACCAACUUUAUUACCGUUCUGUCAACAGACAGACACCUCUACAUCUAAACCACCUAUGACAUCAGAGGAUGUGGAAGAAGUGGAGCCCUAUGCUAGCUACGUUCAACGCGUGAACUCGAUCUACAACUAAUUUCGAAGACGCGUUCGCACGAAAACCCUGCACAUUAACCAAGGUCACACAUCUAAAUGCACUUCUUGGAUUUCUUGAGAACCUGAUGGCUGUGAAACUGAGAAGAGGUGAAGUAAUACAGAGAGGAAGAGACGAGGACAAGAUCAAAGGCGGGUUUGAUAUCAACCCCGCCUUGGAAAACUGCACAGACACACACGGAACAGGGGAUGUACAAAACGGCACGCUUCAUCUCUGUUCAGGGCACAGGCUGCCCACGAAUACUACAAAUAGCAUGAGUCAUCAAUCAGGACGGAGAAUGUAAAGACUACAGAACUGAAGACUUUUACUGUUGAGGAAGGAACCAGUACACUGUAUCGAGAAAAAAGUAUUUUUCAAUCAACGGUAUAAAAGAUGCUCAUCAGAAAAAUUAAAUUAAAUGGUGCAAUUCAUGCAAGCAGUUUCUUUGGGAUAGUGUAAAUAAUUAUAUUGCACAGUGUAAUAAAGGAUAUUUAAACAACUUA
Oryzias latipes (Japanese medaka) is the source of this 1801-nucleotide messenger RNA. Its product is annotated as cell surface glycoprotein CD200 receptor 1-B. Gene Ontology annotation, molecular function: signaling receptor activity. The record is from RefSeq and is a predicted model, not a curated record. NCBI's taxonomy places the organism in Eukaryota, Metazoa, Chordata, Actinopteri, Beloniformes, Adrianichthyidae. Gene Ontology annotation, biological process: regulation of neuroinflammatory response.